Molecule: messenger RNA, 1716 nt
Organism: Microthlaspi erraticum
Lineage: Eukaryota; Viridiplantae; Streptophyta; Magnoliopsida; Brassicales; Brassicaceae
Source: the annotation of a GenBank genome assembly
AUGAGGAGACAGUUAACGUGGGAAGAGAAGGGCAAAGGGAAGAUGGUAGAGCAAAAGCCACCAAGGAUCCGUGUGAAAGCUCCAAAUCUAGACACCACAACCCUAGUCAAGAAACACGAGCUCACACUUAUUGGAAGAGUAACAAACCCCGAUGAACAGCAAAUGAGAACGAUGUUCCCCUACCUGAUAAGGAAAUGGAAGCUGAAAGGAAGCGCUGCGGGGUCAGAUCUGGGACGAGGCUGCUUUCAAGUCCGGUUUGAACUAGAGGAAGAUUUGGAGAAAAUAUUGGCCAAACGACCACACCACUACGGGCACUGGAUGCUUAUCCUCCAACGAUGGGAACCAAUAAUCUCUCCGACGUUCCCGGCAUACAUUCCUUUCUGGAUUGAGCUAAAAGGAAUACCACUACACUACUGGCAAAGAGAUCUCCUCUACAGCAUAGGAGAAGAGCUGGGAGGAAUGAUGAAGCACGAGAUUACAUCUACAACAGCAAGAAUCAAGGUCCUCAUUAACGGUCUCCAGCCACUAGUAAAGGAAACCAUUAUAGAAUAUUCGGACGAGGCAGAGUCAAUAGUCUCUCUGGAGUAUGAGGGACUCGAAAACCACUGCAGGAUCUGCUACAGACUGACCCACGACACCUACAGAUGCCAAGAAACGAAGGGAGAUGAGCAAAAUCCACGACUAAAAGAGCCAUCGGAAAGAGAAGAAAGGCCACAAAAAAAUUUCCAGGGUCAACCCAAAGGAGGAGAUUUCAACAAACGGGCGGACAGAUAUGGCAAACCUUAUGGCGACCGGAUCUCACAGAGAGAAAGAAACACAAAGGAGGAGGAGCAUCGGAGAAACCAAUCAAACCGUCGAAUUGAAACCCAGGGCUAUCGCAGGGAGAGAACCCCACCGAGAUCAAACCAUCGCACAGGAAAGUCUAGAGACAUGAGACAGACCCUACAAAACAGAGAAGAAGAACGCCGCAGCUAUCAACAUCCGCAACAAAUCUGGAGAGAAAAGGAGAGAGAUACAAGAAGAACACCACCAAGAAGGGAGGAAUCAGUGACGUCAAGACCAAGCCAAAUCCCGCUGGGGCGAACACUGGACUUCACAGGCUCGCCUACAAACCGCAUCCCAACCCUGGAGGAGGCGAUGGCGGAUCUUCAAGAGGUCACGGUCCAGUAUGUUGACUGUGGGGACCCAAUUGAGAGUGAAGCACGGCGGCAACGUGUACUCCUUGGCGAAAUGGAAGGCUUAAUGGCCACCACAGCAGCGAACAUGGUGACAGCAGCAACAGCAGCAGCAGCAUCAGAAACACAAACAUACCAGGAGAAUGAGCAGCAAACUCAAAGAUAUGCGGAAAUACAAAAUGCCCAAGAGCCUCAGGAGGAGGAAAACAUACAUGUGCCAUCGACACGAAAAAGAGGAAGACCACCACUCGCUAGGAAAACAUUGGGAAAGAGCCCGAUGAGGUUAACGGGAGCAACCUCGCCUUCGAGGAAAAUGAAUCUCACACAGAGGUCACCAUGGGGGAGGAAGAUGCAAGCAUCACAAGCUACAAAUGCGGGGGCAUCCACGAGCAGGACAGUGACCCCAAGACAGAAAGCAAUUAUGAGCAACCGGACGGGUAAUGCUACAAGGCCACCACGAGUCCCAUCACCACGAGCCCCAUCACCAAGUCCUCUAACCAGGAGGGUGGAUUUUCAGAAUCCACCAAAUCCUCUUCCUUAA